This is a messenger RNA of Ilex paraguariensis (yerba mate), 1789 nucleotides long. The record is from the annotation of a GenBank genome assembly. NCBI's taxonomy places the organism in Eukaryota, Viridiplantae, Streptophyta, Magnoliopsida, Aquifoliales, Aquifoliaceae.
AACCAAUCUGCCGUUUGAACCACCAAACUUCGUCUCUUCGUCAGCGACAAUAUUCCACCGCCCAUGCCGGAAUGAUGAAGUCCGACGCCUCCGUAGAAGACGAAGUUUCGGGGUUUGAAACGCCUGAUCGUUUCCUUCCUGCCCUUUGUUUGUGCGUGUCACCGAACCACUUAACCAUAGUUAGUGUAAAGUGCGACAAAUAAACCAUGGGCUAUCAGCAAACCAUAGACCGGGUUCAUUCCAUCGCCAUGACAGGUCAGUCAGCUAAAGCUCAAGAUGAUAUGUAUAAGGAAGCGAAGAGCUCAUAUUUUGAUUUACCAGCACUGGAUGUGUCUGUUGCAUUUCCCCAAGCCACAUCGGCAUCUAUAUUUCCUCCCUGCACUUCAGACUAUUAUCACUUCAAUGAUCUAUUGACUCCUGAGGAGCAGGCCAUCAGAAUAAAAGUGAGAGAGUGUAUGGAAAAAGAAGUAGCUCCAAUAAUGACCAAGUACUGGGAAAAGGCGGAAUUUCCAUUUGAAAUCAUUCCAAAACUUGGUGCCCUGAGUAUUGCUGGUGGGACGAUCAAGGGUUAUGGGUGUCCAGGUCUCUCUAUUACUGCUAGUGCUAUUAUUGCAGCAGAAUGUGCUAGAGUUGAUGCCAGCUGCUCUACUUUCAUUUUGGUGCAUUCUUCUUUGGCAAUGCUUACUAUUGCACUGUGUGGAUCGGAAACACAAAAGCAGAAAUAUUUACCGUCAUUGGCCCAACUUAACACUGUAGCUUGCUGGGCUUUGACUGAGCCAGACUAUGGAAGCGAUGCAAGUGCUUUGAAAACCACAGCAAUUAAGGUCUCAGGAGGUUGGAUCCUUGAAGGUCAAAAGCGCUGGAUAGGAAACAGCACUUUUGCAGAUGUAUUGGUUAUUUUUGCUCGGAACACUUCCACAAACCAGAUAAAUGGGUUCAUAGUAAAGAAGGAUGCCCCUGGAUUGCAAGCUACUAAAAUAGAAAACAAAAUUGGCUUGCGGAUGGUUCAGAAUGGAGAUAUUCUUUUGAAGAAAGUUUUUGUCCCUGAUGAGGACAGAUUACCUGGUGUCAAUUCUUUUCAGGAUACAAACAAGGUCCUUGCUGUUUCACGGGUCAUGGUCGCCUGGCAACCAAUAGGAAUUUCAAUGGGUGUCUAUGAUAUGUGUCACAGAUACUUGAAAGAGAGGAAGCAGUUCGGAGCUCCAUUGGCAACUUUCCAAAUAAACCAACAGAAACUAGUUCAAAUGUUGGGUAAUGUUCAAGCAAUGAUUCUUGUUGGUUGGCGCCUUUGCAAGUUGUAUGAGAAGGAUAAAAUGACUCCUGGUCAUGCUAGCUUGGGGAAGUCAUGGAUUACCUUGAGGGCCAGGGAGACUGUUUCUCUUGGACGUGAAUUGCUUGGUGGCAAUGGAAUUUUGGCGGACUUUCUAGUCGCAAAGGCAUUCUGCGAUUUGGAACCAAUUUACACGUAUGAAGGCACCUAUGACAUCAACACAUUGGUUACAGGAAGGGAGAUUACUGGUGUUGCUAGUUUCAAGCCGGCUGCAUCCACCCAACGGAGCCGCCUGUAAUGCUGUUAACUCAAUUUCUUUGGGUUACUUGGGAGCUUUUUUGUUGUGAAUUAUGCCCCACAUUAGUUGGGAUAGCUGGUAUGUUACAGUUGUUGAAUCAAUAAUCAUGCUGAAUCCCGAAUAAAGGAUCGACAAAAAUGGAAGUGUUGUAACGCUAUUUAUCAUCCAUUAGUGAUGUUAUGUGCCACUAAGUUCAUCAACCCGACUCAAAUGGUUUGGAC